This is a messenger RNA of Etheostoma cragini (Arkansas darter), 8538 nucleotides long. RefSeq names its product desmoplakin-like. Gene Ontology annotation, molecular function: structural molecule activity. Gene Ontology annotation, cellular component: intermediate filament; cytoskeleton; cytoplasm. Lineage: Eukaryota; Metazoa; Chordata; Actinopteri; Perciformes; Percidae. Gene Ontology annotation, biological process: skin development; intermediate filament cytoskeleton organization; wound healing. The transcript has 24 exons. The record is from RefSeq and is a predicted model, not a curated record. Bases 180 to 8333 code for a protein of 2717 amino acids.
AGGUGUGGUUUCUAUCCAAAAGUGGUCAGCUUCCGUCUAUUCACAGCAGCCCAUUAUCUGCGGAACAAGUGACGGCGAGGGGAGAGGUGCGCGGUCCGUCCUCUGUCCGGACAGCAAAGAAAAACGACUCAAACUUGAAAACGUCCUUCAAACAUUAAAACAAGAACAACUCGGCAACCAUGAAUAUGUACGGCUCGAACCCUAGACUGGCCAGCGCGGGCCAGAGAAGUAACUCGCGACAAGAUUUACUGAAUAUGACGACUUUAGGUCGAAACGACGUGUUCGUCGGUGGGAACGGAUUCCAGGGAGAUUACCAAGGCCAGGGCACCACCUACACCUCCUUCUCCCGGUCCUCCAUGCAAGGCGGGGGGGCACCGAAAGCUCAAGUCCUCGCCAUGGGUGCGGGCGGAGGCGGUGGAAUGAAUGUCCAGGUAAUUCAGCAAAAAGCUUUGUUCCUGACAAGCCAGUGCCAGGAUUUCCUGCAGAGAGCCAAUAUGAUAUUCCAGGGUGGGGGGCCAGCCGUGGAGGUAGACCAACUGUUGAUCAUGGCUGCAGAAACCAUGGAGCAGAUGAAGGUCUAUGGCAGAGAGCUGCAGCAAAUGCGAAUACCUAGUGACAUCUUCAGAAGCUUAGAACAGUUCCAGCACAUGCAUGGUGAUUUGCAACAGCAAUUAGUCAGUAGCAGGACCAUACGACGGAACAGAGGCAGCGUGGGUUCCCUCGAGGGGGGGAGGAUCUUUAAUGAUGCCGUGGCUUGGAUUACCCAACAGAAGCGCAUGAUUGAGACAGCUCCAUGGGGAGAUGAUGCCGAAACCAUAGAAAAACAAAUCUUAAACCAAAACAAAAACCACAGCUCUAUCCAGAGGAGCCAAGAAGUAGACCGUGCCAGAGAUGAACUCAGAGGCGACAAGUACAACCUUUCCAUCCUGGAACAAGAAUGGGAAAGCUUACAGAAAAUGUCCCACAGCCGUGUGGUUCAGCUGCGAGAGCUUAAGGACAUCAUCGGGGAGAUCUCGCGAGCCAUCAUGUGGGUGAAUGAGAGAGAGGAGGAAGAGCUUAUGUUUGACUGGGGAGACAAGAACAUCGACCAGUAUAUCCCUAGGAAGCAAGAGAGCUAUUCAGGGCUGAUGAGGGACCUGGAGGAGAAAGAGAAGGAGCUAAACAAGCUCAAAGUGAAAGCCGAUGGACUUGUGAACAACAACCACCCUGCCUCAGAUAAGAUUGAAGCCUACAUGGACACCUUACAGACCCAGUGGAGCUGGCUGCUGCAGAUCACCAAGUGUAUCCAUGUUCAUUUGAAAGAGAAUGCUGCCUACAGCCAAUUUUUCAAGGAGGCCAAUGAGACAUAUGCAAAGCUGCAGAAGGAGUGUGAGGCCAUCCGAAACAAGUACACGUGCGACAAGAACACCCCACUGGAUAACCUCACCGAUCUCCUGAAAAACCUAGAGAAAGAUAAGGAGCGAGUCAUGGAGAAUAAGAGGCAGGUCCAAAGUCUGGUCAACAAAUCUAAGACCAUCGUCAGGCUGAAACCUCGCAACCCUGAGGAAAAGAUCAGCAGCUCUGUCAUUGUACAGGCCUUAUGUGACUUUAAACAAGACCAGAUAGGGAUUUUAAAAGGGAAUGAGGGCAUCCUGAAGGAUAACUCGCAGCGCAGCAAGUGGCUUGUGACGGGACCUGGAGGUAUGGACAUGUUGAUUCCUUCUGUGUGUCUGCUGAUCCCCCCACCAAACCCGCUCAGCAUCGGCCUCGCCAACAAGAAUGAGCAGUAUUAUGAAGCCAUCAUGAGCAUCUGGAAUCAGCUCUACAUCAACAUCAAGAGUCUCAUCUCAUGGCAAUACUGCCUCAAAGAUGUGAAUUACAUCAACUCCCUCACCGUCAGCAUGCUGGCUAAGAUGCGUCCCGACGAGUACCGCAAUAUCAUCAAAAGACUGGAGACUCACUACCAAGAGUUCAUGCGUACCAGCCAAGGUUCUGAGCUGUUUGGGGAAGAGGAGAAGAAAACCAUACAGGGCCAGUUUGAUAAAGCCCAAACCUACUAUGAUACAUUGAUUAUCCAGCUGCCUGCUCACAAGGACGAAGGGGUGAAGCCUGACAAUGUCAAGCCUCCGACUCAAAAGAUCCCCAAGCCCCCUGUUGUCCCGGGCCCUAGCCAGCCUCCCCCAGCCAGUUCUACCAUCAGCCUUACCCUGCUCAACAGUCUGCAAGAACUUCGACGCAGGCUGGAGCUGGCUGAGUCCGGUCUCACCAGUCAUUUACACGUCCCCCUGGGGGACAACAGUGUGCAUGAGUGCUCAGUGCACAUCCAGAAGCUGCAGACUGUGCACCAAGACUUGGACUCCAUUCAUGACGAGUACCUGCGACUAAGAGAAAAGAUUUUAAAGCAGCUAGAGGGGAUACCUGCAGACUCUGAGCAUGCCAAGUUUCUCCGCUCUGAACUAGAAAUUAUCAACCAAAAACUAGGAGGCCUGCAAGGUCUCUACCCAGCCUACCUUCAAAGGCUGUCGGCUCGUAAGGCCUUGCUCCAGAGCCUACUCCAGGCUGAAGAUAUCAUUAAAGUCAAUGAGGCCCGGCUGACAGAGAAGGAGACCACCUCUCUGGACCUUCGAGAGGUGGAAAAAUAUCGGAGCACGCUAAAGCAAAUGAAGAGUGAUCUGGAGCAAAAACGAGACCUGCUGACAGCUAUGGAGUCUGACCUGGCUAAAGCAGUGCACUGGAAUGGUCAAAUCUCUGCACCCUUCCACAAGUGUGACGUGGACUUGUCCAAGUUCUCGGACUUGGUGGGUCAGAUGUCUGACCGCUGGCGCCGCAUCCAAACCCAGAUUGAGAGCAGAGUGUGGGACUUGGAGAAGCAGGAAAAACAGCUGAAUCAUUAUCAGCAGAGCAGCACUCAGCUGGAACAGUGGAUAGACAAUGCCAGGAAGCGCCAGGACACCCUUCAGGCAGUUAAACUCAGCAACAUCCAGACUCUAAUGGACCACCUCAACCAACAGAAGGCACUUCACACUGAAAUUAAAGGAAAGAAGGAGAAAGUAGAGGUUGUGCAGAAAAACGCAGACACAUGUGCUUCCUCCAUAAAGGACUAUGAGCUGCAGCUGGCUUCUUAUGGUUCAGGCCUGGAAACUCUACUUAAUAUUCCUAUCAAGAGAACAAUGUUGCAGUCCCCUGCUUCUGUGGUCAGACAAGAGGCGGCUGACCUCCAGUCUAACUACAUAGAGCUACUCACCCGCUCUAGUGACUACUACAAGUUCCUUGGGGAGCUACUGAAGAACAUGGAAGAGCUAAAGAUCAGGAACACCAAGAUCGAGAUGCUGGAGGAGGAACUAAAGCGUCUGAAGGACGACAUCCAGGACCGUAACCAGAAAAACAAAUCUCUUGAGGAUGCUUUGGCCCGCUGUAAGCUGGAUCUCACUCAAUCGCGAGAACAGCUCAUUUCUAUGGAGGAAGUGAAGAGAACCACAGCAAUACAAGUCAGCGUUACCAAGGAGAGCCUGGACAGCACACACAACCAGCUUCAAGAUCUCAACGACCAGCUGACUCGCAUUAAAUACCAGCUGGAUGAAGAGAAAAGGAAACGAGUAUUGGCCGAGGAACGCUACACCAGCCAGCAGGAAGAGUAUGAGGCGGCUCUUCGCCGCAGACAGAAAGAACAGGAAGAAUUUAACUGGACCAAAAUUGACCUGGAAAAGUCUGUGAAAGACAAGGACCAUGAACUGCAGAGGAUGAAGAUACUGCUAGACGAGGAAGCGACUCGUCGACGAAACGCUGAAUCAGAAAUGUCAAAGGUAAGAUCACAGUGCACCCAGGAGGUUAAUCAACUUAAGCAGACAUACGAGACACAGAUCCACGUUACCAAGUCCACAAUCCUAAAAGCCUCACAGCAGAAAGAAGAAGACACAGCAGGACUGAGACUGCAAGUUGACAGACUCACUGCCGAGAAGAAAGAUCUAGAGGAGGAGCUGAGGAGACUGAGGCAGUCCAUUGCUCACACAGAAGAGCAGAAAAGCAGAGCAGAGCAGGAGGCCAGCCAGCAGAGGGCCUCAGUGGUGCAAGAAACAAGGAUGCGCAGCGAGUUGGAGAUUCAGCUGAGAACACUCAUGCAGCAGGGAGGACAGGAUGAGCUCAAACUGAAGGAGGCCAUCAAAAACAAUCAGGAGAAAUCCAGGCAGAUCAGCAUGCUAACCUUUAACCUGGAGGAGGAGGGGAAAAAGAGGAGAGCUCUGGAAUUGGAAAUCAAUCACCUGAAACAGGCUGAGGCAGACCUGAAGGCAAAGAACACCUCCUAUCUGGAGUCCAUUAACAAGCUUAAAGUGUAUGAGCAAGAGAUCAACAUCACCCGAGUACAGCUGGAAAAGCAGACCAGUGAGAAAUCCCAGACUGAGCAGAAUUCUGUCAGGCUGCAGAGCCGCAUCCGAGAACUUCAGUGCUCUCUGGAUGGAAUGGAAGCGGAGUUGGAGAAGCAAAAGAAGACAGCCCAGGAGGACUUCACACGUAGAAAGAGAAUGGAGGCAGAGUUGGAGAGGAUGACACAUACUUGCAGAGAGCACACCACCACAAUUAGCACACUGAAGUCUAUCCAGCUAGAGACUUCCACCUCUGGAAGGAAGUAUGAGCAGGACAUCAGUGCCCUCCAGGAGGCUUUGGACAAGAGUCUGAAGGAGCAUAAAGUCACCAAGCAAGAACUGGCAGCUGUCAUUGCUGAGCUAAGGACACUUAAACAGAAACUCCAGCAGGAACAGGCUCGGACACAUGAGCUCAACCAACGCAAUGAGAGCCUGUAUAAGACCAUUGAGGAGAAGAGCCGCCAGCUUAACGAAUACAUUACCGAGAUUGAAAAGCAGAAGACUCUGACACAGAACCUGACCAAGGAGAGACUGAGGUUGGAGGAGGAGCUGAGGACAGUUAGACAGGAGAGAGAUGAGCUAAAGCUUAGCAAAGCCACUAUUGAUGGAGAGAGUGCCACUCAGAUCUCAGCCUUGCAUGUCCAGCUUCAGAGUAGCACCAAGAAGACAGCCGAGCUCCAGGCUCUCAUCAAUGACCUGACCAAGGAGAGAGAAAAGCUUAAAUUGGAAACAGACAAAUUCCAAAAGCAAUCAAUCGAGACAUCCAUGAUGGUGCAUGAAUCCCAAAGCCAAUACAGUGAGCUGCUGCUGCAGAGGGACAGUUUGCUAUCUAAGCUUAAACUGCUGGAGCAGGACAAGACUCGUCAGCAGCGCAUAGAAGAGGAACUCAGCCGCAUCAAGCUGACACUAGAGACUGAGCUCCGCAACAAACAGCGGCUGCAGGAGGAAAAGAAUGCUGCCCUCAAGGAUUUCAACUACAUGAAGAGCCAGUACGAGCUGAGAGACAGCCACAUUAGGCAGUUUGAAUCAGACAGAGACAAGGCUGAACGAGACAGGCUCUCCCUGAAGAAUGAAAUUGAGAGGCUCAUGAGGGAGGUAAAGAGUGUAGAGGAGAGGUACAAAAGUCGUCUGUUGAUCUCUGAAAAGGAGGCAUCAGAACUGGCUCUCAAGAGAGAUGCCCUGGAGAGAGAGAUACACAGGCUGCAGCAGAGACCCAGCGCUCAGGCCAAGCAGACCCAGACAGAUGAGAAGGUCCCAACAAUCGAUCCAUCCAAGCUGAUAUUUGAUGGGGUGCGCAGCAAAGUCACAGCCCACCAGCUUUGUGACUGUAAUAUAAUCAGUAAAGCCACGCUAGACCAGCUCCUAAAGGGAAAAAAGAGCGUGGAUGAGGUAGCUGUGGACAUCCAGCCCAGUCUUAAGGGUACCGGCAUCAUUGCUGGCAUGACAUCUGCUUCUCAAGGGAAAAUGCCAUUCACUAAAGCAAAAAACAAGAAUCUCCUCAGCCGAGAGAGUGCCCUAAUGCUCCUGGAAGCUCAAGCUGCAACAGGCUACAUAGUGGACCCUGCAUUUAAUGAAAAAAUGCCUGUGGAUACUGCCUGCUCAAGAGGGAUUGUAGACACAGAAGACAGAGACACCUUGGUGACAGCUGAAGCAGCUAGCACGGGCUUCAAAGAUCCAUACACUGGCAAAGUAUUAUCUGUGGGCCAGGCUUGCAAACAGGGCCGCGUAGACAAAGUCACAGCCAUCCGCUUGCUCCAGGCUCAGGAGUCUGUUGGAGGCAUAUUAGACCCUGUUCUGAGUGUGUUCCUUCCAAUAGAUCAGGCUUUGGAUCGCAAUCUUAUUGAUGAGGAGCUCUACAGGGCUUUGGCCAAAAAACCCACCUGCUACCUGGAGCCAGCGACAGGACAGAAGAUAAGCUAUAAUGACUUAAGGAAAACGUGUAUGGUGGAACCUGUUUCUGGCUUGCUUCUACUCCAAGAAAAGCCAAGUCAAGAAAAGCCCAUGACAGUAAAGGGUCUCCGUGGUGAAGUCGCUGUUAGUGACCUUGUCAACUCUGACCUGCUGGAUGAAACUGAUUUGGCGAAGCUCAAAGAGGGCAAGCUCACCAGCAGAGAAAUUGAAGACAAGCUAAAGUCUUAUCUAUAUGGCUCUACCUGCAUUGCAGGGAUCUAUGAUGAGGCCAAUGACCACGUAAUGCCUUUGUAUCAGGCAAUGAAGGAAGGCCUGCUCAUGAGAGGAACCACCCUGGAGCUUCUUGAGGCCCAAGCUGCUUCUGGCUUUAUUGUUGAUCCAGUCAACAAUGUGUUUUUGACAGUAGAGGAGGCCUCAAAGAGAGGCCUGAUAGGAAAGGAGUUCAAGAAUAAGCUGCUGUCUGCGGAGAAGGCAGUAACUGGAUACACAGACCCAUCUACAGGAAUGACAAUAUCUCUCUUCCAGGCUAUUGAAAAAGACCUUAUUGAGAAAGGUCAUGGAAUCCGCCUUCUUGAGGCCCAAAUUGCCAGCGGUGGGAUUAUUGACCCCAAAGAGAGCCACCGUAUUGAUGUUGCUGUUGCAUAUAAAAGGGGAUACUUUGAUAAAGAGAUGAAUGAGAUCCUAACUUAUGAAGGAGAUGAUACAAAAGGGUUCUUUGACCCUAAUACUAAGGAAAACCUGACAUAUCUCCAACUUAAGGACAGGUGCAUAACAGAUCGCAAAACAGGCCUAAUACUCCUGCCACUCAAAGAUAAGAAGAAGCCCCAGAAGUCACAGGAGAGCCGUACCAACAUCCUGCGCAAGAGACGAGUUGUGAUCGUUGACCCAGACACUGGGCUGGAGAUGUCAGUGAGGGAGGCCUAUCACCGGGAGCUAAUUGACUAUGACACUUUCCUGGAGUUGUCGGAGCAGGAGUGCGAGUGGGAGGAAAUAACUAUUAAGGGGUCUGAUGGCUCUGCACGUUUGGUGAUAGUGGACAGGAAAACAGGAACCCAAUAUGACAUCCAGGACUGCCUGGAACGCGGUGUCAUUGACCAGAAGUCUUUGGAUCAGUAUCGUGGCGGAACGCUAACCUUGACGGAGAUUGCUGACCGAAUAACCAGCAGAACCAGCAGCACAGAGAUGACCAUUGCAGCCAUCAACGUUGAUGACAUGGUCACCUGCAGCACUCCCACCCAGGGCGCACCAUCUUCUCCCACCGUCCGUAAACGCUUCAACAGCAUUUCAAUCACUGUUUCUCCCCCUGACAUGUUUGAUGACCAGAGCCCUGUGGCAGCUAUAUUUGACACAGAGACCUUGGAGAAAAUCACUUUGUCUGAAGCGCUCCGCAGAGGCAUAGUUGACACUAUUACAGCACAGAGGCUACUGGAGGCCCAGGCAAGCACAGGUGGUAUUAUCAACCCUGCCACUGGUGAGAGAUUGUCACUGCAGGAUGCUGUCCAUCAAGGUAUCAUUGAUGAAAGCAUGAGCGCUAAGCUGAAACCAGCCCAGAAAGCCUAUGUUGGUUUUGAGGAUGUGAAGACUAAAAGAAAGAUGUCCGCUGCAGAGGCAGUGAAGGAGACAUGGUUGCCCUAUGAAGCUGGCCAAAGAUUUUUGGAGUUUCAGUACCUGACAGGAGGCCUGAUAGAGCCUGGCACUGAACGUCGCAUCACCAUUAAAGAGGCUAUCCGCAGAGGUUGGCUAGAUGGCCAAGGGGCCCAGAAGCUUCAGGAUUCACAGAAUCACCAGAAGAACCUGACCUGUCCCAAGACAAAACUGAAAAUCUCCUACAAGGAAGCCAUGGACAGCUGCAUGGUGGAAGAAAGCAAUGGUAUGAAGAUGCUGCAGGCCUCCUCAAUGUCCACCAAGGGAAUCAGCAGCCCUUACAAUGUUUCUAACCCAGGGUCACGCUCUGGGUCCAGGGCUGGAUCCCUAGCCGGUUCCAGGAAUGGAUCUCGUAGAGGCAGUGUGGAUUACUCCUCCACUUACAGCUAUAGCUUCUCGUCCAGCAGUACCAACUUCAGCUCUAACACUCUCUCUUAAUACACAGCAUAGAAAAAAAGAAUGAAACUAGAGUAGUUAUACCCAGCCUUGGCGUUUGAGUACUUUCAUAACAGUUUGCUUUUCUAAUGUCUUUCUAUGAUAUUGUGGGAGGUUUGUUUAAAUACUGAAUCGGAUUGUAAGUGUUUGCAGUUUUUGGGUGAUUUGGUGUUUCAAUAAUACAUAAUGCAGGUUUAAUUAAUGCUGA